GGUCCUUGCAGCCAGUCACUCAGUAGUGCCGGGAGGAAAGAUGGUGGCAGAGCGGUUGCUGCUGUGUGUGGUCGCGGCGUUACAGGCGAUAUCAACGUAUGGCGUGGAACUGUCGUCAGAAGCAUGCAGAGACCUUGGGUUUUCAAGUAACUUAUUGUGCAACUCCUGUGGCCUUCUUGGGGAGUUUGACCUGAAGGGGAUCGAACCAGCAUGCAGGCAGUGUUGCCAGGAAGAGGCACAAUUAGAAUCAAGAAAGAUGUAUGCAGGAGCUAUUCUAGAGGUCUGCGGAUGAAAAUUGGGGAGGUUCCCUCAAGUCCAGGCUUUUGUCAGGAGUGAUAAGCCCAAGCUAUUCAAGGGUCUGCAAAUCAAGUAUGUGCGUGGCGCUGAUCCUGUACUGAAGCUGCUGGAUGACCAUGGGAACAUCUCUGAAGAACUCAGCAUCACCAAAUGGAACACAGACAGUGUAGAAGAAUUCCUCAGUGAAAAAUUGCACCGUUUAUAAUCUGUCAAACAUAUCAUCUUUUCUGUGCAAUGCAAACUCCCUUUUACAGAUUCAAAGCAGCCUGCAGAUUGUCCCGAAAAAAAAAU
Messenger RNA from Nanorana parkeri, 588 nucleotides. RefSeq names its product selenoprotein F (gene SELENOF). The transcript is spliced from 5 exons. Lineage: Eukaryota; Metazoa; Chordata; Amphibia; Anura; Dicroglossidae. Gene Ontology annotation, molecular function: oxidoreductase activity. The record is from RefSeq and is a predicted model, not a curated record. Gene Ontology annotation, cellular component: endoplasmic reticulum lumen.